GUGUCCUCUGUCCAGGCUGUCAUGGCCUCCACGGCCGGGUUCAUCAUCUCCAGCUCCUGCCAGAACAACGUCAUCGAGGACAGGCACUGGCUGGCGUGGGCGUACCCGCCGCUGGCGGUGCCGUACUUCGUGUACGACGUGUACGCCAUGUACCUGUGCCACCUGUGCCGCGCCCAGGUCAAAGGCCACGCCCCCGGCGCCCCGGCCCCGCCCCGCGCCGCCGCCGCCUUCCUGCGCCAGGAGCUGCUCAUGGUGCUGCACCACCUGGCCAUGGUGCUGGUCUGCUUCCCUGUGGCCACCCUGUGGCGCCAGGGCAAGGGCGAUUUCUUCCUGGGCUGCCUCCUGAUGGCCGAGCUGAGCACCCCCUUCGUGUGCCUGGGCAAGGUCCUCAUCCUGUUCCGCCGGCAGCACACGGCUCUGCACAAGCUCAACGCGGUGGCCCUGCUGCUGACCUUCCUGGCCUGCCGGGUUCUUCUCUUCCCGUACCUGUACUGGCGCUACGGGCGCCACCGGGGCCUGGCCCUGCUGCGCGUGCCCUCGGCCCUGCCCCCGGCCUACAACGCCGCCGCCGCCGCCCUGGCCGCGCCCCAGCUCUACUGGUUCGGCCUCAUCUGCCGCGGGACCUGGCGCCUCUUCCGGCCGGCGGGGACGCAGCCGCGGCCGCCCUGA
Messenger RNA from Agelaius phoeniceus (red-winged blackbird), 669 nucleotides. The record is from RefSeq and is a predicted model, not a curated record. Lineage: Eukaryota; Metazoa; Chordata; Aves; Passeriformes; Icteridae.